This is a messenger RNA of Mercenaria mercenaria, 4373 nucleotides long. RefSeq lists its product as uncharacterized. The transcript is spliced from 6 exons. Gene Ontology annotation, cellular component: membrane. Bases 178 to 1002 code for a protein of 274 amino acids. The record is from RefSeq and is a predicted model, not a curated record. NCBI's taxonomy places the organism in Eukaryota, Metazoa, Mollusca, Bivalvia, Venerida, Veneridae. Gene Ontology annotation, molecular function: GTPase activity; GTP binding.
CUUAAUAACAUGUAAUACAAGCGGACUGUUAGACGCUCUAAUGAUUGUAACAUGAAAGCAAGAGCCGAUCCGAACUGAUUCACAAACGAUGAUUUCACUGCCUUUGUAGAUAGAUAUAUCGAAUCUUGACUCUUGGUCAAGCCCCACGGCAUAACAUCAAUUUGCUAAUCGUCACGGAUGGAAAGUUCUGAAAACGCAAGGAAGGGAAAGCCUUUCAAGGUUCAAGACGAUACAGGGAAGAGGAAACAUCUUGUGAUUUACAAAACGUUCGAAUCAUUUGAGGAAACAUGUAAAAGGAAAUUCGAAAUUGAUAUAAGCGACCAAAUCACAUUUGAAACUGAAGACAACUUUCAGUUGGAUGGGGAAUCAAUAGAAUACCAAGGUGAUAAUGCAAUUCUAAUUGUUCGCGUUAGAGGGGAUGAAGAUGUCUCUGGACCAGUUUCACCUAAUAUACCGGAGCAGGCUGCAGAUUCUGAUGCAGCGAAACGGCAAACAGAAGAUUCGAAACAGAAGGUAAAUCCAAGUGCCAAACAAUAUUCUGAGUGGUCAAGCAAAUUGAUGGAAAAAAUUACAGCAGGCAAGGAUAAACUUGAAAAACACAUUAAGCAAUAUGGAGAGAAGGGAGUAGAGAAAAUAAUAAGAGAGACGUUAGAUGAUGGACGUACGGUUCCGUUGGUAAUAGCAGUGAUGGGCAGAAGCGGAAAUGGAAAAUCGAGCUUAAUAAAUGCAAUACGAGGAGUUUCGAAGGGUGAUCCGACAUAUGCUGAUGUCGGGACAACUGAAACAACCAUGACACUAACACCUUAUCCCCACCCACACUAUGAAAACAUUAUCUUAUGGGACAUUCAUGGAGUUGGAACAGACAAUUUUCCAAAAGAAACAUACUUAUCAAAAAUACAGGUUGAUAAGUAUGAUUUCUUUAUCAUAUGCUCCUCAACGAGAUUUUCUGAUGACGACUCUUGGUUAGCUUCCGAAAUACAAAAAAGAAAUAGAAAUUUUUAAUUUGUUAGGACAAAAAUCGAUAACGACCUUCGUGAAGCUAAGCACGAAGCAGGUUCUAAAUUUGACGAGAAAAGGGAGUUAGAAAAAAUUGGAAAUGACUGCAAGCAAAAGCUUUCGUCGCUGUCCGAACUUCCUGUAUUUCUAGUUUCAAGCUGGAAAACAGAGAAAUACGACUUUCCACUUUUCAUUGAGAGUUUGGUAGAGGAUGCCCCUGAAAUAAAAAAAACGUGUUGUAGUUUUCGGGUUAAUUAGUAAUUCAGAGAAAGUUAUAAAGGCUAAAGCCGAAUACCUAAAAGGGGAAAUUUGGAAAGUGUCAUUGCUCUCUGGUUUAGGGGGUGCAAUACCAGUUCCUGGCCUUUCAUUGGUAGUAGACUUUAAAUUGAUACAAGCAACUGUUGAGUCGUAUGGUACUCAGUUUCAGUUGACUAAAAAAGAUUUGGCUCGAUUUUCUGAUAGCGCAGGGUUACCAUUAGAUGCUUUCAAACAGGCAGUAGGUCUAAAAUUAUCUGAGGGGUUUCUAUCAUCACAAUGGUUGAAAACAUAUUUAUCAAGCAUGGUAGCUGGAGGGCUUGCGGAGGAUGGAGUUUCAUUUAUUCCCGUAGUCGGCACUGUAAUUAGUGCAGGAAUUUCUUACAAGGUCACCGGGAGAGCACUAGCAAAUAUUUUACAAGAUUGCAAAAAUGAUGCUUUAGCAAUAUUCAAAUACCUUGCCAAGAAAGAAACAGAAGUUUAAACACUAUUAUUUGACAGGAGCGAAUACAUACCGCAGUCGUUGUCAGAAUUUCUUUUACCAUAUCCUAACAUUUCAGUUCUUAACUGCUUGUUUACACAUGUUACACCGUCAUGCGAAAGAUGUGUAUUUUCCCCGAAGGCUUUCAUGGAAAGAGUGUGUUGCAAUGCAAUUUAGAACAUUUGCUAUUCAAACAGCCACCGUUAGCGGACGAUUUUGUCGUUAGAAUAUAAGCAUAUUACUUUAAAGGUGUGCAUCCUUGCAUCAGAUAAUCAAAGUGAAAGAAAGUGAAAACUGUAAAUAUAAGGCUUAACUUAUGGUUAUGUUAUCAUGAUUGUACCAUUUGGAUAUAAAAUACAGACUGUUAAAGGCAGUACUGCACGUUUGGUGACCGAAUAUAUUGGUGCAACGUCAUUUAUCCGGAUAACGUAGAAUAAAGCCUGGACAUAGGGAAAUGAAAGUAGUUUUUUUAAUUAAUAGCAACUCAUGUGUAAAUUUAUCAAGACGGCGACGUUACUCUCAUUUUAAAAAUAAAAUAUUAUAUUUAAACACUUGACACAAUAUCUCACAUAUAUCUCAAAAACAAUGACACGGACUCAUACAUGUUAUUUCGCCGUAUUAUUAACCAUGGUUUUUACGACUGUGAGAGGUUUUAUUAAAAUCUACAUUGUAGAAUAAAAUCUAUUUGCAAAAGUGUUAUCAAAAUUGAGAUUUUCCCAUAGACUUCCAUUAUGAAAACUUGUUUGAGGUUAAAAUUAUUCAAAUCAGUCAAGCUAAAACUCAAGCACACGACUCUGUGUUUUUUAUUUGUAGAAUUUUCGAAGUAUAUUCUUAAGUUUUGAAAAAUCAGAGUUUAAUCAAAUUCUACAUCGGAACGUGCAGAACUACCAAAGGCCUUGUGAUUCCGCAUUGCCUGUGUAUUUCAUAUCCAGUAUAUAUUGUGAUUAUGCUUACACAUUUAUGAUGAUGCAUACAUAUGCCUUUACAGGUGUGGACUCUCAACCUGCCUACUUGAAAUGCUUAAAUUUCGUUCUGUUUGUUACUUUAAAGUUCCUGUUAUUAACGGACCAUCAAAAAAAAAAGAAAGAAAACAAAACAAAAAAAAAAAAAAAAGACUUCGCGUUGUUAUUCGGUUGAUUUACGACGGUUCAAAGUUCUGGUUAAGUGGUCAAGCAUGGCCAAUUAGACAAUGAUCCACAAGAAGAUCCUAUUCAGUAAACAUACUAUCAUGCUCAUUCAAACAUGAUUAUAGGAAUUUUGAUGAACUUCAUUGAUCCGAGUAGUAAUGAACUAAACGUGCGUUUAUCGCAGAAUAUACUUCAUUUGCUGUUGAAAAAGUUAAAAUGUUUUACAAGAGAAAACAUCUACAAGAAUAUCUACUGGACAUAUCGGGAUAAAACAAUACGCUAUAUUUAUGAUAUUUCUGUUACAUAAUUAAAACAUUUGUUUCGUAAAGUGAAACUUGAGCUUGUGGUAGGCCUAAUAGCUUUCUACAUAAUGAACACUGUUAAUGAACAUUAACGAGACAUUUCAGUUUUAAACUUUUAAAUGACUCAGAGAAUAACAAAUGUUAAUGUAACAGGCGUUGUUUUCAAUUCAAAUCAUAGUCAAGUUUGUUUAUUAUCACCAGCUACGCUACUGAAAAUAUAGAUCUACAAAAUAUCAGCUGUUUCGACAUUCAUUUUGAGUACACAUUUUUUUUUAAUAUUUGAAGCAUUUAAUUAUUUAGAUUCCUAAAUGUUUGGUUAAGUUGUAACAUGUAAGUGGUGUCUCAGUAACCACUUGUUUGAAUGAAUUGAAUCUUAACACACUUGUUCACUGUGAUGUACACAGAUUUAAGUAACGCUUAUUGCUUGCCUCUGUUUCCGAACAAUGUUUGGUUAAGUUGUUGCAUGUAAGCUGGUAUAUCAAAACCACGUGUUUAAAUAAAUUGAAACUUAACAGACUUUUCACGUGCUAUGAACCGGGUCAUUAACUUUUUUACAGUCUCACAACAAAGUGAUGCCUCCUUUCUUGACAUAGUAUUUUAUUUUUGUAAAUAUUUUUGUGACAUCAAGCGUUGCUCUUGUAUUUCUUUAGUGUAUUGUUUUUGUUGUCAUCAUCGUUGUUUUUGUGAAUUCGUGAGACUGCAAUGAGUUACCCGUCUGAACCACGUGUGUGUCACUUAUGGGCUUAUCGUAUGAGGUCGUAUGUGCUUUUCAUUUGGAGAUGUCGUCCGAUGUUAAACUUUUGAUGAAGCAUGCAUGAUUAUUGUAAUAAAAUAACGUGCUAUUCAUGUUCAGUAUUGAGAAUGUGAUGAAACAAGGUUUUCUUCCAGGAGUGUUUGUUGUAAAUGGCUUCAUAUUAGAAUGUUUUGAAACAAGUUAUACGAACAAUGCCUACUUGUAAGUGGUUUCUCUGUACAAAAAGACAAUUUUAGUCAUAUAUUCUUCUAUUCAACGAUGAAUUUUUCUUUCGAAUUACGUAACGGCCUCAUUUCAUCACUCCCUCCUUUUAUUUCGUUUUCAUUUUAACGUAAGCGGUCUUUAAAACUUAUUCACACGCAUUCUGUGUAUACAAAAUAAGUCCUGUAGAUUUUUUCAUCUUGUUUUAAAUGUGUCUAUGUAUACAUUGUGUUUGUUCAAGUACAUGUAUUAUUGAA